AUGUCGACGUCGCUGCCGCUGCCCAAUGGGUUCUUCAACACCAGUGCGCGCGUGUCGGAGGACAUGCGACGCCAGUACAUUGAGUUUGCCGAGAGCUCCAUCCGCAAGGUCUUUGCCCUGAGCGACUGCCACAAGAACAGCUGGAUCCCCACGCGCGAGAAGAAGGGGGUCGCGAUCUACCGCAACUUUGGGCAGAUUAGGGGCCCCGAGGCCUACAAGUCAAACGUGGCCGAAGUGGGCUGCAAGGGCCACCUCACGGCGUCGCUGGAUCAAGUCGGCCGCGCGUACGCCGCGCACAACGACGCGCUGUUUCGGCGCCUCAUGAAGAAACUCAACCCAGCGGUCAUGGACGCUGCUGUGCUGUUUACGGUCGUGCCCCGCACGCCACUCACGCCGUUUCGGUACAUUGGCAUCAAGUGGUUUGCAGUCAAGACGCCGACGCCCAUUGUCUCGCACCGCGACUACUGCUGCCUCGAGGUGCAAGACAAGAUCGUCGACUCGUUUGGCAACGAAAUGUACGUGCGCAUCCUCAAUUCGAUUGAGAUCAACGAGUGCCCGUCGCUCGAGAACUCGCGGGGCCUCGUGCGGGCCAAGAUACUCGCGGGGUACAUGUACCGCACGGACCGCGCCGAGCCCAACGUGGUGCGCGUGCACCACGUCGCGCGGUUCGAUCCCGGCGGGUACUUUCCUGCCCAGUGGGCGUUCAAGACGGCCGAGUCGCAGCUCGUGAGCAGCAUCGUGCAGAUCCGGCGCAUCGUCGAUAAGCAGCAGAUGAACUCGUGCACGUUCGUCGACAAGAAGCAGUGGGUCCCGAACCACGAGCGGCUGCACUGUGCUGUCUGCAGCCGCACGUUCGGCACGUUUCGUCCACGUCACCACUGUCGAAGCUGUGGCGAAGUCAUUUGCGGCAAGUGCAGUGUCUUCAAGUGCGUCGAAGUGCCAGGCACGACGCUCAAGAACGUUCGCAUUUGCUCUGUGUGCAACAUGGGCGUGCAGAAAGUCGCAGGCCAAGACGAAGACGGCAACAUGUCGGACACGUCGGCGUCGUCUGUGACGUCGAGCAGCACCGUCGCCCACAAUGAAAUGAACCUCAUGGACCUGUACAUGGUCAACGGCGGCGGCUCGCGCACGCCGUCGGCGUACUCGGAUGCGUCGGCGCAGUCGAACCUCUCGAUGCGCUCGACGACUUCGACGCGGUCGGUGUACGACCCUCCGCCUGGCCGAGCACACGGCCGCGCGCGCAAUGCCCGUGUGCCGGGCGCUUUCUUCAACGAGAGCAACACGCCGCGGUCGUACAUUGCCAACAACCUCACACCGGGCAGCACGCGCGGGUUCGGCUUUGGCUCGAGGAAUUCCACGCCCCGGUCGGGCGCCAACAGCGGCUCGACGACGCCGUCUGGCGGCAUGCGGCCGUCGAUCUCUGCUGCCAGUGUCGUGGCGGCUGCCGCCAUCACGUCGCAGCGGCUCUCGAGCUACAAACAGCACCCGGUGGACAUUGGGUACGUGCGAGACUCUGUGACGCGGACGUCGGCGGUGCUGGCGCGCGAACGGCCGGAGGACGGGACGACCGUGUGGCCGCCCGUCAAGAUGCAGCGGCUCGAGACCGAAGAGACGGCCGACGUCGACAUGGACGUUGACGCCCACGGGGACAUGGAAGUGAAGCGCGCGGCGCCGCCCGCGACGUGUGGGACGGACGACGAGCGGCCUAUGGGGGUACAAGUGCCGAGCGUCGAGCGCAUCUCCGAGAGUCCGCUCGAGCAGUCCAUGUGCAAGUCGACGACGACCGAUCGAGCGGCCAGUGCCGGUACGGCUGCGAGCCCCGUCGCCGGUGGUCUGCGGCCGUUCUUCAGCGGGAUCCUGUCGCGCGUGCGCGGCGAGUCGGUGGAGAAGUCCUCGCAGCGGACCGCCUAG
Messenger RNA from Hyaloperonospora brassicae, 1911 nucleotides. NCBI's taxonomy places the organism in Eukaryota, Oomycota, Peronosporomycetes, Peronosporales, Peronosporaceae. The record is from the annotation of a GenBank genome assembly.